AUGAUAGUAGAUCUACCAAAGGACGGAAGCAACGAUUCUAUACUGGUCAUUGUGGACAGCUUCACCAAAUAUGUUAUCCUGGUGGAGUGUUCCAAGAAGCUCAAAGCCCCGGAAUUGGCGGACCUGUUCUUGCGCCAUGUGUGGAAACGUUACGGCAUGCCAGAAAAAACGGUAUCAGAUCGAGGACGAGUCUUUAAUAACAAAUUCCUAAAAGCUCUGUACCAACGCCUAGGGAUAGACCCCCAUUUUUCCUCGGCCUACCAUCCUCAAAGUGACGGUCAAACGGAACGCGUGAACCCUACGGUCGAACACUUCCUAAGGGCUUACUCGGGGGUAAAUCAGAAAGAUUGGGUCAGAUGGUUACCGAUGGCGGAAUUUGCCUACAACAACGCGGUACAUAGUUCAACAGGCAAAUCCCCGUUCAAGGCGCUAUAUGGCUGGGAACCUUCCUUAACCCCAAGUAACGUCCCAACAGACGUCCCGGAGGCAGACGACUUGGCAACGCAGAUGGAAUCUCAAUGGCGGGAAAUAGGGGCGGCACUCCGGCAAUCAAAAACACGCAUGAUAGCUGGAGAAACAGGAGAACCACUCAAAUUUGAAGUUGGGGAAGAGGCCUGGUUAGAUGCUAAGAAUGUGAAGCUAAAAACCCUGAGCCCCAAGCUAACGGAGCAACGCCUGGGCCCCUUCAAAGUAACUGAGAAGAUCUCCAAUUGCGCCUACCGCCUCAGACUCCCACCAACCAUGAGGAUCCACGACGUCUUUUACGUAGGACUACUGUCCAAAGUAAAGAGGGAUGACAAACGAGCUUUUGAGAACCGUCCCCCACCAGUCACCAUAGAUGGGGAAGAAGAAUACAAGGUCGAGGGAAUUACGGACAUGGAGGAAAGAAAUGGGAAAUGGUUUUUUAGGGUGAAAUGGAAGGGCUACGGAUCAGAGGAAAACACCUGGGAACCAAGGGAAAACCUCAAAAAUGCCGAAAAAAUCCUAAAAAAUUUUGAGAAGGAAAUGAAAAAGAAGGCCCUCGGCGCUGCCAAGGCCCUUAGAGGGGGGGCAGUGUCGUAG
Molecule: messenger RNA, 1062 nt
Organism: Rhizoctonia solani
Lineage: Eukaryota; Fungi; Basidiomycota; Agaricomycetes; Cantharellales; Ceratobasidiaceae
Product: integrase core domain protein
Exons: 1
Coding region: 1-1062 (353 amino acids)
Biological process (GO): DNA integration
Molecular function (GO): nucleic acid binding
Source: RefSeq, a predicted model, not a curated record